This is a messenger RNA of Linum trigynum, 1143 nucleotides long. The record is from the annotation of a GenBank genome assembly. NCBI's taxonomy places the organism in Eukaryota, Viridiplantae, Streptophyta, Magnoliopsida, Malpighiales, Linaceae.
AUGCUUUCCGUUCGAUCCAUCUUCCGGCCUCUCCGCCAUUCCAGGCAUUCAAUCUGCUUCCUACAUUCCGCUGCUGCUUCCCCUUCUUCUUCUUCAGCCGCUGCAAUUGAGGCUGGCCGAGCAGUCAGAGAAGGUCCACGCAACGAUUGGACCCGACCGGAGAUCACUGACGUGUACCAAUCCCCUCUACUCGAUCUCCUCUUCCAUGGCGCUGAGGUUCAUAGACAUGCUCAUAACUUCAGGGAAGUUCAGCAAUGUACUCUGCUUUCGAUUAAGACCGGUGGGUGUAGCGAGGACUGUUCUUACUGUCCUCAGUCGUCUCGUUACCAGACUGGUUUGAAAGCCCAGAAGCUCAUGAACAAAGAUGCUGUUGUGGAGGCUGCAAAAAGGGCUAAAGAGGCUGGCAGCACACGUUUUUGCAUGGGUGCAGCCUGGCGAGAUACAGUAGGAAGGAAGACCAACUUCAACCAGAUACUUGAUUAUGUAAAAGAAAUAAGGGGAAUGGGAAUGGAGGUUUGCUGCACCUUGGGAAUGCUAGAGAAGGAGCAGGCUGCAGAACUCAAGAAGGCUGGCCUUACAGCUUAUAAUCACAAUCUUGAUACCUCAAGAGAGUAUUACUCCAAUGUUAUCACUACAAGAUCAUAUGAUGAACGUCUUAAAACCCUGGAACAUGUCCAGGAAGCCGGUAUUCAUGUGUGCUCAGGAGGCAUAAUCGGGCUGGGGGAAGCAGAGGAAGACAGGGUCGGUCUGUUGCAUACGUUAGCAACACUUCCUAAGCACCCAGAGAGUGUUCCUGUUAAUGCUCUUGUUGCAGUGAAAGGCACACCUCUGGAAGACCAAAAGCCUGUGGAAAUAUGGGAAAUGGUGCGGAUGAUUGCGACAGCACGUAUAGUGAUGCCGAAAGCAAUGGUGAGGCUGUCAGCUGGGAGAGUGCGUUUCUCGAUGGCCGAGCAGACGCUUUGUUUUAUGGCCGGUGCAAACUCGAUCUUCACUGGGGAGAAGCUGCUGACGACUCCUAACAAUGAUUACGAUGCUGAUCAACAAAUGUUCAAGCUCCUUGGCUUGACCCCCAAACCACCAAGUUUUGGUGAAGAAACUGAGGAUUGCCAGCAAGAAGCUGCUGCUGUUUCAGGUUCAGGUUGA